Messenger RNA from Scomber japonicus (chub mackerel), 5110 nucleotides. RefSeq names its product kinesin family member 21A (gene kif21a). Gene Ontology annotation, molecular function: ATP binding; microtubule motor activity; microtubule binding. The record is from RefSeq and is a predicted model, not a curated record. Bases 1 to 4704 code for a protein of 1567 amino acids. Gene Ontology annotation, biological process: microtubule-based movement; mitotic spindle organization. The transcript is spliced from 34 exons. NCBI's taxonomy places the organism in Eukaryota, Metazoa, Chordata, Actinopteri, Scombriformes, Scombridae.
AUGAUGAUGGGACAGGAUGAAAGCUCAGUCCGUGUGGCUCUGAGGAUUCGUCCUCAGCUGGCCCGCGAGAAGAUCGAAGGAUGUCACAUCUGUACGUAUGUGAUGCCCGGGGAGCCUCAGGUGAUCCUGGGCAAAGACAAGUCCUUCACCUACGACUACGUGUUCGACAUGGACUCCCAGCAGGACAGCAUCUUCUCCACCUGCACCGAGAAGCUGAUCGACGGCUGCUUCGAGGGAUACAACGCCACCGUCUUCGCAUACGGACAGACGGGUUCGGGGAAGACCUACACCAUGGGGACGGGCUUUGACGUCAACAUCGUAGACGACGAGCUGGGUAUCAUUCCUCGCGCCGUCCACCACCUCUUCAAGGGCAUCGAGGAGCGCCGACAGGCCGCUCAGGAGCAGGGACGGCCUGUACCCGAGUUUAAGAUCAACGCCCAGUUCCUCGAGCUUUACAAUGAGGAAGUUCUGGACUUGUUUGACUCCGUAAGAGACAUGAAGCAGAAAUCUCACAUCAAGAUUCACGAGGACGCCAACGGAGGAAUCUACACAGUGGGAGUGACCACACGGACCGUUUCCUCUGAGGCAGAGAUGAUGCAGUGCCUGAAGCUGGGGGCUCUGUCUCGCACCACAGCCAGCACUCAGAUGAACGUCCAGAGUUCUCGAUCCCACGCCAUCUUCACCAUCCACCUGUGCCAAGUCCGCGUCUGUGCCUCCGACAAUCAAGACAAUGAGACUGAUAACAGAGUGUCCAACGGCAACUCUGAGAUGGACGAGUACGAGACGCUGACAGCCAAGUUUCACUUUGUUGACCUCGCCGGUUCAGAGAGGCUGAAGAGAACCGGAGCGACGGGUGAUCGAGCCAAAGAGGGCAUCUCCAUCAACUGUGGACUGCUCGCUCUGGGGAAUGUAAUCAGUGCUUUGGGCGACCGGAGCAAACGCUCCUCACACGUGCCUUACAGAGACUCCAAACUCACCCGACUUCUACAGGACUCUUUAGGAGGAAACAGCCAAACAGUGAUGAUCGCAUGCAUCAGCCCGUCUGACCGUGACUUCAUGGAGACGCUGAACACGCUGAAGUACGCCAACCGAGCCAGGAACAUCAAGAACAAGGUGAUGGUGAACCAGGACAAGGCCAGCCAGCAGAUCAGCGCUCUCAGGACGGAGAUAGCUCGACUGCAGAUAGAGCUGAUGGAGUACAAGUCGGGUAAACGCUUGGCGGGCGAGGACGGCAUGGAGAGCUUCAGCGACUUGUUCCAUGAGAACUCCAUGCUGCAGACGGAGAACAGCAACCUGAGAGUGAGGGUGAAGGCCAUGCAGGAGACCAUCGAUGCCCAGAGAGCGCGGCUCACCCAGCUGAUCAGUGACCAAGCAAACCAGGCCCUCGCCAGGGCAGGUGAAGGAGGCACUGAGGAGAUUGGCAACAUGAUUCAGGGUUACAUCAAAGAGAUUGAAGAGCUCAGAGCCAAACUCCUGGAGAGCGAGGCCGUGAACGAGAACCUGAGGAAGAAUUUGUCCCGUGCCUCCAACCGUCAGUCGUUCUACGGAGGGCCCGGAUCUUUCUCCACGCCGCUGCUGGCCCCCGAGAAGGAGACUUCUGACAUCAUCGAACUCGCCAAGAAAGACCUGGAGAAACUGAAGAAGCGAGAAAAAAAGAAAAAGAAAAGCGCCAACAAGGAGGAAGUUCCUGACAACGACCAAGAGAAGGGAACCGAGAAGGAAAUGGCAGAGAGAGUCAUCGAGGACGCAGAAAUGGAGGUCCAAGAAGGCAGCGACCACGAGGAGGCAGAAGAAGACGAGGAUGAGGACGAAGAGGAGAUGGAUGUAGAGGAGAGCUCUGAUGAGUCUGACUCUGAGUCCGAUGAAAAAGAGAACUUCCAGGCAGAUCUGGCCAACAUCACCUGUGAGAUCGCCAUCAAGCAGAAGCUGAUCGACGAGCUGGAGAACAGCCAGCGGCGUCUGCACACGCUCAAACAGCAGUACGAGCAGAAGCUGAUGAUGCUGCAGUGCAAGAUCAGGGACACCCAGCUGGAGAGGGACCGCGUGCUCCAUAACAUGACUUCAGUGGAAACCGGCACGGAGGACAAGGCUCGUAAGAUCAAGGCUGAAUAUGAGAAGAAGCUGAGCCUCAUGAACAAGGAGCUUCAGAAGCUGCAGUCUGCUCAGAAAGAGCACGCCCGCCUGCUGAAGAACCAAUCACAGUACGAGAAACAGCUGAAAAAGCUUCAGAUGGAUGUGGCUGAAAUGAAGAAAACUAAGGUUCGUCUCAUGAAGCAGAUGAAGGAGCAGCAGGAGAAGAACAGGAUGAACGAGUCUCGCCGAAACCGAGAAAUUGCAACUUUGAAGAAAGACCAGCGCAAGCAAGAACACCAACUGAGGCUACUGGAGGCUCAGAAAAGACAGCAGGAGCUUAUUCUGAGGAGAAAGACAGAAGAGGUGACAGCUCUGAGGAGGCAGGCCAGACCCACCUCAGGGAAGAUCAUCAGGAAAAUCCCAGAACUGAGCCAGGACUCCUCUCACCGCCCUCCCUCUGGACGUCUGUACUCCUCCGGCAACACUGCUCCAAACGGCACGCGGUCUUCCUACAGGCGUACAGUAGGUAUUUACUCCACCAGGAUCGCCCGUAAUAAAUGGCAGUCUCUUGAGCGACGGAUAAGCGACGUCAUCAUGCAGAGGAUGACCAUCUCCAACAUGGAGGCCGACAUGAACCGCCUCCUCAAGCAACGGGAGGAGCUGACUAAGCGUAAGGAGAAGGUGAUCAGGAAGAGAGGCCGGCUGGACAUAGAAGGACCAGAAUUGGAGAAGGCCAUGCUUCCCCUGAAUGAGGAAGUGGAUGCAUUAACGGCCAACAUUGACUACAUUAACGACAGCAUCGCAGACUGUCAGGCUAACAUCAUGCAGAUGGAGGAGACAAAGGAGGACGGAGACACAGUGGACGUCUCUGCUGUGAUUACUUCCUGCACGCUGGCAGAAGCUCGUUUCCUGCUCGAUCACUUCAUGUCAAUGGCUAUAAACAAGGGUCUGCAGGCGGCCCAGAAGGAGUCUCAGGUGAAGGUGAUGGAGGGCAGGCUGAAGCAGACGGAGAUCACCAGCGCCACACAGAACCAGCUGCUCUUUCACAUGCUGAAGGAGAAAGCCGAGUUCAACCCGGAGCUGGACGCGCUGCUGGGAAACGCUCUGCAAGAGCUAGGUAACAUCCCGGCUGAAAACGGGGAUGAUAGCAGCAGUGAUGAGUCGGCCCAGAGCCCUUCUGCAGAGGGAAGCACCUUGACAUCAGAUCUUAUGAAACUUUGUGGAGAGACCAAAACAAGAAAUAAGGCUCGUAGGAGGACCACCACUCAGAUGGAGCUACUGUAUGCGAGCAGUGACUCCGCCCCCGACGCGCCCACCGCAGACUUCUCCGGUCCGAUGUUACCGUUAGCUGAAACGCCAGAAGGGGGAGGAGACACGGACUCAUCAGGCUCAGCAGUCAGGGACUACACCGCUCUCUCUCCCGGCUUUUCCUCUAAAAUGGGCAGCAUUUCUGGCCCCAGAACUCCGUCAGGGGUGGAAAAGCGAGCGCCGGAGCCUUCCCCGCUCUCUCGCAGGAAGACGUAUGACAAGGCGCAACAAGCAGCCGACAGGGCAAAGGUCAAGGAGAUUAAACAGGGCGUCAUUAACCCGGUGCCAUCCACUAAGAGCAAUCGCUCAUCAACGUUGCAGUGUGCUCAUGUGGCGGAGGGUCACAGUAAAGCUGUUCUCUGUGUCGACUGCACUGAUGACCUUCUCUUUACCGGAUCCAAAGACCGGACCUGUAAGGUGUGGAACCUGGUGACGGGUCAGGAGAUAAUGUCCCUGGCAGGUCACCCCAACAACGUGGUGUCAGUCCGCUACAGCUCCAGUUUGGUCUUCACCAUCUCCACCUCCUACAUUAAAGUCUGGGACAUUCGGGACUCGGCCAAAUGCAUCCGAACACUAUCGUCCUCUGGUCAGGUUAGUGUUGGCGACAUCUGUGCGUCUACCACCAGCCGAACGGUCACCAUCCCUGCAGGAGAGAACCAGAUCAACCAGAUUGCUCUCAACCCCAACGGGACAGUCCUAUACGCUGCUGCCGGAAACUCAGUCAGAGUCUGGGAUCUGCGAAGAUUUGCAUCCACCGGGAAACUUACUGGUCACCUCGGUCCAGUAAUGUGCUUGACUGUGGAUAAGUCCGGAAAGAACCAAGACCUCGUGAUCACCGGGUCCAAAGACCACUACAUCAAGCUGUUCGAUGUGACUGAAGGCUCUCUGGGAAGCAUCAGCCCAACACACAACUUUGAACCUCCGCAUUACGACGGCAUCGAGUCACUGGUGGUCCAGGGGGACAUGCUGUUCAGCGGCUCCCGAGACAACGGCAUCAAGAAGUGGGACCUGACCCGCAAAGACCUGCUGCAGCAAGUCCCGAACGCCCACCGUGACUGGGUGUGCGCACUCGGCGUGGUCCCCGGCACCUCGGCUCUGCUGAGCGGCUGCAGAGGCGGGGUGCUCAAGCUUUGGCACACGGACACUCUGGGGACCAUCGGGGAGCUCAAGGGUCACGACAGCCCCAUCAACGCCAUCUCUUGCAACAGCAGCCACGUGUUCACUGCCUCCGAUGACCGCACAGUGAAGAUCUGGCGUGUGCGCGGUGGACUGGACAGCACCUUAGAUGCGGUUGACAAUGCGGACGAAGUGGCCAGUAACUGAACGCAGCGCCUCCUGCUGGUUUAAUCUCUGGAAGCAACACUAACGGCAUCUUCUGAUGCUGCUGCUGCCCUGCACUUUGACCCCCUAACUUAUCCAACCCAACGCUCUCACACACACUCACACUCACACACACACACACACACACACACACACACUUUUUAGCCAUGUAACCUUCAUGACUGAGCCACAGCAAACACUCAAGUAAUCUCAUCUCAAAAUAAAACGUAUUAACACAGACUCUAUGUACUCAGAGGACGGUAGACAAGUCUUUACUGUAGAUCGUGUUAAGAAGUGAAUGUCAGUAGGGUCACAUUUACUCACUAAACAUGUUUAUUUAAGAGUCCAACAGAUUCAGCUUAGAUUCAGCGCUGUGCCCGGAUCCCACACAUCCACAGACACACAUUCA